AAGUUCUCCUGCGGAAGAAGGAGAAAGGAUCAAGGAAUGUCUGGUGUUGCAUGUAGCCCCGUUUGACCACCUCUUUUCGGCAUGGAUCUGAGCGGGGGAGCACGGCUGCUUGUCCUUGCAGUGGUCGGCUGUUGCUUUAGGGACGUUUGCGCGUACGGAGAGGAAGGCAGCGAGUUCACGUUCUUGUUGCAAGCCGGGAAAUCCGAUUGUUUCUUUCAGAGGGCAAUACAGAACGGUACGAUGGAGGUGGAAUAUCAGGUCAUAGGAGGUGCUGGUAUGGAUGUGGACUUUACUAUCCACUCUCCAGAGGGCACCUUGUUGGUCACAGAGUCCAGGCGCUCUGACGGAGUUCACGUGGUGGAGCCCACGGUGGAGGGGGACUAUCAAAUGUGCUUCGACAACAGCUUCAGCCGCUUAUCGGAGAAGAUGGUGUUCUUCGAGCUCUACGUGGCGGGUCAAGGCGGAGACGUGGGCGGCGACGAAGAGUGGGGCGGUGUCGAGGAGCUGGACGAAAACAUGCUGCAGUACAAGUUGCAGGACAUGCGGGAGUAUAUGGACUCUGUGCACAAGCGUCUGGAGCGUUGUCGACAAAUGCAGUCGGUGCUGCGAGCUUUUGAGGCGCGGGAUCGAAACCUCCUGGAGGAUAAUCUGUGGAGGGUCUCGUUCUGGUCGUGCGCCAGUUUACUGGUGAUGCUGUGCGUGGCCAUCACUCAGGUCUACACCGUGCGUAAACUGUUCGACGAUAAGCGGAGGGUGUGCACAUAGAAGUGAGACGAGACAAUACAGCUGUUGACAUUUCAUUUCAAAGGACUGCCGGCUGACAGUUCACCAUGAAGAACAAUUUAUUUCCUUAAGUGCCUUGUUGGUGUUAAAUGGCACCGCCAACUGAUGCAUUUCAAAAGGCACUGCAGGGUUAGUAAUUAAAGACGGUUCUUCCAGUUUACAAGUGAUAACUGUGCAAUAUUCUGGUUGGAUUUGUUUUUUCUCGCAGUGUUCUUUUAAUGUUUUUUUUUUUAAUGAGAUUAUUUCUACAUUGUGUGUGCAUGUUGCCAGCAUUGUGUUCUACAUCCCUCAAAUAUGCCAAGAUAUUUCGUAAUAUUAAUAUUGUGUUUCAUGCCUCGGCUCCGUCCUCAAUAUGAGAUGUUUUGUUUUUUCUGAUUACCGGUAUGUGUUUAUUUUUAAUCAGUGGCUUUCCUUGUCAAAAAUGAGUAAUUUACGUUUUUUUUUUCUAUAGGAGCUACUGCAUUGAUUUUAAAUUUGUAUAACGUUUUGUGAAUGUUGAGUUCAAUCAAGUCUUGUUGCAAAUCCAGUUAUUAAAAAAAAUAAAUUCACAAUAC
Molecule: messenger RNA, 1337 nt
Organism: Nerophis lumbriciformis (worm pipefish)
Lineage: Eukaryota; Metazoa; Chordata; Actinopteri; Syngnathiformes; Syngnathidae
Gene: tmed1b
Product: transmembrane p24 trafficking protein 1b
Source: RefSeq, a predicted model, not a curated record